AUGUCCAAACCAAAAUUCCUCAUCGUCCUAACCUCCCAGGACAUGAUCCCAACCAAUCGCGCAAUAACUGGCUGGUACUUGUCCGAACUAGCUCACCCCUACACGAUCCUCUCCCCCCACCUAAACUUAACAAUAUCCUCCCCCCAAGGGGGCGAAGCACCCCUAGAUCCCUCCUCUGCCAGCGCACAAAUCCUAGAGAACGAUCCCGUGGCGCGAGAGUUUCUAGAGCAGAAUCGUGGUCUUUGGACGAGAACGACUCCGUUACGGGAGGUCGUACGUAGCGUUACGGAGGGGGAGUUUGUGGGUGUAUUGUACGUGGGGGGCCAUGGGCCGAUGUAUGAUUUGCCUACGCACCCGUCUAAUCUUGCUAUACUGCAAUCACUCGCCUCUACAUCCAGUCCCGAUCCAAAGGUUAUCGCGGCGGUAUGCCACGGCACCGCUGCGCUGCUUAAUGCUACCGCGCCCUCUGGUCUUCCCCUGUUAUCUGGCAGUACGGUAACCGGCUUCUCGAAUGAAGAGGAGGAAAUCAUAGGCAUGCAUGAUGUGUUGCCGUUUGAGUUGCAGACGGAGCUUGAGCGGGUGACAGCUGCUGGUGGACGUAAGGGAGGGUAUUUGAAGGCUGAAAAGGCAUGGGGGAAGAAGGUGGUUGUGUCAAGGAGUGUGGAUACGGGGGCUGGGAUGGGAGGAGCGUUUGUGGUUACGGGACAGAAUCCGGCGAGUGCGGCGGGGGUUGCGAGGGAGGUUCUUGGGGUUCUGAGAUUGGAGUGA
Molecule: messenger RNA, 768 nt
Organism: Aspergillus ruber CBS 135680
Lineage: Eukaryota; Fungi; Ascomycota; Eurotiomycetes; Eurotiales; Aspergillaceae
Product: ThiJ/PfpI family protein
Exons: 3
Coding region: 1-768 (255 amino acids)
Molecular function (GO): glyoxalase III activity
Source: RefSeq, a predicted model, not a curated record